CACACAGCUGAUCCUUUUCGAUGACAGUCUUUUCUGAACACGAACCUCACAAAUUCCUGAGACGAACAAUUUUCAGCCUUCUCUAAUUGUAACGUCUUCUUAGCGUCGUGCUUUGGUAGAGUUAGGUUAUUAACGGUUCUCUAUCCCGCCGAACGAUGUCGCUUUUCGGUGAAGAGAGCAAAGAAAAUUUUUUCGACCUUCUUGAUGGUUUCAUAGCGGCGUACACGGCGAAGAAAGAUGAUGACGAGGAUGAUCUUGACGUCUCUAACAACAAUCCUAGCUCUCUCUCCGCCAGUGCAGAUGUUGCAUCUUCGACGGCGCAGAACGGCAAAUGUGGAUCAGAUGUUACUCCUGAAUCUGCAGCUAAAGAAGGCGACGUUGCUGUGGAAGUUUCCCCAUUCCGACGAGGCGCGAAGGAGCGCAAAACUACAGAAGAGAGAUCAUCUCGAUCCAACUUUCCUCUCGUACGACGCAGCUCCUCCGUCUCCGGUUCGCAGUCGGUGGCCAGAGACGCCCGUACUGGUUUCACGCAUAUGCUGGUUAAAGGGCACUUGCCUUCUACGAACGGAAAAUGCCAGCACUGUUCAGAGUUCAUAAGUAUGGAUACGCACAAUUUCUUCAUGAAGUGCGCUACUGGAAAGACAGACGCUAUGUUCUUUACGAAGGUGUACGGUGUGGAUGAAUUUCCAAUGAGCGGAGCACGGAAGCCCCGCGACUCGACACCUGUGCCCUGGAAGGACAACUCUGUUGAUGACGAGUCUGUUAGUCCGAGUAAGACGGAGAGAUCAAGGACUUCUGCCUCUUCUCCAGCACCCGAAGUUUUUCUGAAGGCGUCUUCCGGUGCACAAGCAGUCCCUGCUGAAGCAGCAAACUCCCAGAACACCUCCAUUAUAGAGGGAGAAACGGGCAGUGAAAUGGUUAAAGUCUCGCAUUCGGAGAAGCCGUGCAGAAGAUCGAACAUGAUUGAGCUGCUGUACGACGUCGAAACGGGCACUAUAGUUAUGAGAGACGGAUUAAGAGAACGCAUAGUCAGGGAAAAGAAAAAGAAAAUGGUCUAGAAUUAAAGAUGAUGCGGUUAAAUUUUAGAAGAUCUGUUUAGGUCCAGUUCUCAUUGCGGUAUGAAUAAAUUUCCAAUUAUUGUUUCACUUCAUUGCCAUUAAUAUUUUGUA
Messenger RNA from Hyalella azteca, 1169 nucleotides. RefSeq lists its product as uncharacterized. The transcript is spliced from 3 exons. Lineage: Eukaryota; Metazoa; Arthropoda; Malacostraca; Amphipoda; Hyalellidae. The coding region runs from base 156 to 1058 and encodes 300 amino acids. The record is from RefSeq and is a predicted model, not a curated record.